GUGCUGGACAAGUGAUAAAAUGAAUCAGCUGGGUAUAUAAAGUACACCAAGGGAGCAGCUCAGGAGCCUUUUCCUCAGACCCAGCUCACUUUGUGCUUUUUGUUUAGAGCCCAGGUCAUAAAUCCAGACUUGUUUGUGCAGGAGGAGCUUCAGGCUUUCAACUUCCCUCUCACUCAUUUUGAACACAUUUUCUAAGAUAUGGGCGACCAAAAUAAAGUAUUAUCCCGUCCCAUAUUCCGCCGAGAUGUCAGAUGGGACCCUUUCCCAAACUGGACCCAGCCGAGCCGCAUCUUUUCGCAGGAUUUUGGCCUCCCUCCUUUCCUGGAGCCCAGUGAUCUGGACUGGUUAGACUGGGCGAAGAGGAGGCUGGCAACGUUCUCGUGGCCUGGGUACACACAGACUCCUCUUCUGCCUCCCUUCAGCGGUCAGCACCCUGCAGCGGGGAAUCCAAAGGGUGCGAGACAGCUGACAGGUGGGGUGUCAGAGGUCCAGACGGGACAGGACAGCUGGAGGAUCAGCCUGGAUGUCAAUCACUUCUCACCUGAAGAAAUUACCAUCACAACCAAGGAGGGAUAUUUGCAGAUAUCAGGGAAUCACGAGGAAAGGCAGGAUGAGCAUGGAUCAGUGUCACGAUGCUUCACCCGCAAAUACAAGCUGCCACAGGGAGUCGACCUGCAGCACAUCAGCUCCUCUCUCUCUAGCGAUGGAGUCCUGUCCAUAGAGGCCCCCACCCCUGGGACGUCCCUGGGUGUAACAGCCAAUGAGAUCGUCAUACCGGUGCAGAUCAGACAGACGGAUGGAGAAAAGUGACAGAAUGAAGUGACUCUGGAUCUACAGUCAGCUGUAGCUCUUUUUGUUUGUGGCUUCAUUGUUUGUAAGUUUUUGCAUAAAAAAAGAGAAAAUUAAUACAGUGAAGUCGAUGAGUCUAAGAAUAAUCACGUUUGCAUGUAAAGAGGGACUGUCUACUAAACCAGUGGUUCCCAACCUUUUCAGCCUGCGACCCCCAAAAUAAGGGUGCCAAAGACCCCCGCUGUACCUGAAGGUGCUUGAACAGUCAUGAACAUUCCAGAAAAGUCAUGU
Molecule: messenger RNA, 1080 nt
Organism: Cheilinus undulatus (humphead wrasse)
Lineage: Eukaryota; Metazoa; Chordata; Actinopteri; Labriformes; Labridae
Product: heat shock protein beta-1-like
Exons: 3
Coding region: 199-810 (203 amino acids)
Biological process (GO): response to heat; protein refolding
Molecular function (GO): protein folding chaperone
Source: RefSeq, a predicted model, not a curated record